Rhagoletis zephyria (snowberry fruit fly) is the source of this 591-nucleotide messenger RNA. RefSeq lists its product as uncharacterized. NCBI's taxonomy places the organism in Eukaryota, Metazoa, Arthropoda, Insecta, Diptera, Tephritidae. The record is from RefSeq and is a predicted model, not a curated record.
AGCGUUCGUCGCUAUUUGAGUAAAGUUGAAUCUCUGGAGCCAUGUCGCUUCGACGAAGAGGAACACUAUGAACUGUGUGAGGAUAUUUGUAGCACACUCGAUCCAGAUGUAAAAUUUGCCUGCGACGCUUUGAGACAAUCGUCCUUUCUCAAGAAUAUAUUGCUACGCAUGUGUCAUCCGAUAGUUAAGGCACAUUUUGCUAUUGAAGACAAGAUAACCACACUUGAGUCAGCAAUUCGUUCUUUAAAACAGCGGUUGGACAAUACUUUCGAUGCCUUCAGCCUCAUCGAUAAAGUAGAACUUGAGCUUGGACGGUGCCACAUCGAAUUCGAUAAAUUGCAUGCAAGUUUCAUGAAAGCUUUGAACGAAAUACAAGACAUACUCGAUGCCAAGGUCAACAAAUGUCAAAUGCUGCAGCUGAAAAACUAUAUCUCCGAACGAUUAGAUAUAAUUUAUGAAAAACUGAAUAAAUUGGCGAGUGAAGGUCGUUGCAAGCGCGCUUGUGCUAUCGUUUUCGAAGAUACGAAAUCCCAACCCAUUACGAAGCAAAAACAGAAGAGCAAGUGUGAAUGUGCGUGUGUACCAUACUAA